Messenger RNA from Amborella trichopoda, 3005 nucleotides. Its product is annotated as trihelix transcription factor DF1. Lineage: Eukaryota; Viridiplantae; Streptophyta; Magnoliopsida; Amborellales; Amborellaceae. The record is from RefSeq and is a predicted model, not a curated record.
UAUCCUCAUCGUCGUAUUCCACUACCUCUUUGUUCCCGUCUCUCCCUAAAAAAUUCACCUUUUUCAUCUACCCCUGAAUCUCAAAAUUUCCGGCCAAAUUCACAUAUUCCGUCUAAAUUUUCCGGCGAAAUCUCUAUUUCAGGUCAUCACCACACUUCUCUCUCCCUUUUAACCCCACCCCACCUUUUCUCUCUCUAAAAUCGACCACCCCAAAACUAAGAUUUACGGGGAAAGGAAAAAAAAAAAAAUGCAACAAGGUGGGUCUCAGUUCGAGCUCAGGCCUCCUGAUUUUUCCGGCCACAUGAUGGCGAUUUCCGGCGGUGGGGUGGCCGGAAGUAUGACGGGGAAUAUAGAGCAGGCUUUGAAGCAAAAGGCGGGGGAAUCGAUGGCGGAAAUUGCGUCGCCUGUGAAUAUACGGGAGAAAGGGAGAAGUGGGAGCGGGCUGGAGGAGCUGGUGGGUCAGGUUUCAGGGGGGUAUGGAGAAGAAGAAGGGUUUGGAGUUGAAGAGAGAGAGAGCGGAGGUGUUGGUGGGAAUCGGUGGCCGAGACAAGAGACGCUGGCUCUCUUGAAAAUAAGGUCGGAUAUGGAUGCGGCUUUUAGAGAUGCGACGCUCAAAGGGCCGCUUUGGGAAGAUGUGUCCAGGAAGCUUGCAGAGCUUGGCUACAAUCGAAGCGCAAAGAAAUGCAAAGAGAAGUUCGAAAACGUCCAUAAAUAUUACAAGAGAACGAAAGAUGGAAGAGCAGGAAGACAAGAUGGCAAGACUUACAGGUUCUUUACCCAAUUAGAAGCUCUCAACAGUAACAAUAACAAUCCUAUUCCUAGCACAAAUGCGAAUAUCAAUAUCAACACCACCACCAGCAACAAUACCGUUGUGGCGACAGCCGGAAUUUUGGCUGGAAAUCAAAUUAAGGCCACCCAAAGUACUUUCUCCACCGAUUUUCCAGUCAACCAAACUGCUGGUAUAAGCUUCUCUUCAGGCUCGUCAUCCGAUUCUGGCCAAAAAAACUCAAAUUCUGGCGAAACCCACAAGCGAAAAUGCGGGAAGAUAAUGGCGUUUUUUGAGAACCUCAUGAAGCAGGUGAUAGAGAAGCAAGAGGAAUUGCAACAAAAGUUUUUGGAUACUAUAGAGAAGAGAGAGGAAGAGAGGGCCAUGAGAGAGGAAGCUUGGAAGAGGCAAGAGAUGGCUAGGGUUAGUAGAGAGCAAGAAAUGUUAGCUCAUGAGAGGGCUUUAUCAGCUUCGAAAGACGCAGCCGUUAUCGCAUUUUUGCAGAAGUUCUCCGGCCAAAAUGUACAGAUUCCGACUAGUUUUCCGGCAAGUGUUCCCGCGGCAAAUCCCGGUACGCAGGAAACCCAGGCAAAUGAGAUCGAGUACAAUCAUGAUGGUGGUGUUCUAGCGAGAGAAAGAGAGGUGGUGUGCUUUGAAGUUGCUAGCUCGAGGUGGCCAAAGGCUGAGGUGCAUGCUCUCAUCAAGUUGAGGAGUGGGCUCGAGUUCAGGUACAGAGAGACAGGGCCGAAGGGACCACUGUGGGAGGAGGUAUCGGCUGGAAUGGCUCGGCUGGGUUACAGUCGAAGCGCAAAGAGGUGCAAAGAGAAGUGGGAGAAUAUAAAUAAGUAUUUUAAGAAGGUGAAAGAGAGCGAUAAGAAGAGGCCUCAAGAUGCUAAGACGUGCCCGUAUUUCAAUCAAUUGGAAGAACUUUAUAAGAAGAGGUUUAAGCAUUCGAUUGACAGCAAUAAGAAGAAUGAAGGUGAGGAGGAGAGACCAAUGGCGAUAUUGCCGCCGGUUGAACAGAUGCCGGAUUCCGGUGGUGGGGCGGUCCGGUUGUUUCAGGGACAUGAGGAGGCCAAGAAGCCAGAAGAUCUGAUGAGGGGGAUCAUGAACUCCCAACAAAAACAACAACAACAAGAACAACAAGAAUCAGUGAUGGACGACUACGAUGCUGAAAAUCUAAAUGCAACCCAUGAAGAUGAAGAUGACGAGGACGACAACGACGGCGAAGAAGAUGCAAAUGAUAAGAAUGGUGGUGACAAUACAAAGCUCUCUUACGUUUCAAGCUCCCGUGAAGCCUCAUUCAUGGCCAUGGUUCAGUGAACUGCAACAAACAAAUUUCAAUAUUCCAGGAGAGAGAGAGAGAGGGGGGCAAUAAUAUCGUUGUGGCCCCUCCCUCUCAAUCCAAAGCCGGUAUUCUUUCCCAGAAUCUGACACAAUUGGAAGACAUGGGGUUCAGCAAAACCAUUACAUGGAGAUAAGGUAUGGCAGAGGAGCUCAUGGCUACUUACAGUUGCGUACAUAAGCUCAGAUCCUUCACUUCCAUUCAAUCCAUCUCUCUCUCUCUCUCUCUCUCUCUCUCUCUCUGUAAGUUUCAGUGCACAGCUCCCUCUUUCUCUCUCUUGCUCCACCUUUCGGUGCAAAACCUCACUCGUGCUCUUGGGUACAUAAAUUCCCUCUCUCUCCCCCCACCCCCCACCCCCACUUUCAACUUCUCUCUCUCCCUUCUCUAGACCAUUAGUACAUAAGCUCUCUUUUCUCUCACUCUCUCUCCUCUUCUGAAUAAUAUCAUCAACUCCUCACAGGCUAAAUAACAAGAGAGAGAGAGAGAGAGGAAACCCUAAUCAAAGGCAGUUCAAUGUGGAAAAUAAGAGAGAAGAGAGAGAGAGAGAUGGGCAUAGUUAUGUUACAUAAGAAUCUUUGGCCAUUAAAGAUUGUUUUUGUUGCAAUUGUUGGGGGCCAUCUGACAAAUGGAGCCAGACAGUGGGUGUGUGUACAGGCUGUGGGGGGGUCAGGAAUCCACUGUACUUUGCUCCCUCCCUUUGUAAAAUCUUAAAGAACCCUUUGAGAUUUAGGGGUAAAGGACACUUCAAAUCUUAUUUAUAUACAGUUAGGAGUGAGAUAAAGUAAUAGUAUAUUUGUGUUGGUUUCUUGUGAAUUUGAGGCACUAACCUUAAAAGAAGCUAAGUUGGUGUUUUAUUAGGGUGGCAAUUAAUCUUGAGAUAAAACUAUUCAAACU